Messenger RNA from Fundulus heteroclitus (mummichog), 4497 nucleotides. RefSeq names its product potassium voltage-gated channel, subfamily H (eag-related), member 4b (gene kcnh4b). Gene Ontology annotation, molecular function: voltage-gated potassium channel activity. Gene Ontology annotation, biological process: potassium ion transmembrane transport; regulation of membrane potential. Bases 19 to 3594 code for a protein of 1191 amino acids. The record is from RefSeq and is a predicted model, not a curated record. NCBI's taxonomy places the organism in Eukaryota, Metazoa, Chordata, Actinopteri, Cyprinodontiformes, Fundulidae. The transcript has 16 exons. Gene Ontology annotation, cellular component: membrane.
CCCCACGUCUGGGUCAAGAUGCCUGUGAUGAAGGGCCUCCUGGCCCCACAGAACACCUUUCUGGACACCAUCGCCACGCGCUUCGAUGGCACCCACAGCAACUUCCUGCUGGGCAAUGCCCAGGGCCACCGUGGCUACCCCAUCGUUUACUGCUCCGACGGGUUCUGUGAGCUGACGGGCUUCACUCGUACCGAGGUGAUGCAGAAGAACUGCACCUGCGGCUUCUUGCACGGUCCUGACACCUGCGAGCACGUGGCCCAGCAGAUAGAGAAGGCUCUGGAGGGAAGGGAGGAGUACCAGACCGAGGUCCAUUUUUACAAGAAGAACGGUGUGGCCUUUUGGUGUCUGUUGGACAUUGUGCCCAUAAAAAAUGAAAAGGGCGAAAUGGUUCUCUUCCUCUUCUCAUUCAAGGACAUCACUGACACCUAUGGGAAGGGACACCACGGCACCAAGAGGGAGGAAGACAACAGGUGCAGGAGGAAGAGCAGCUCUCACUUCCGUCAGGCCAGAAAACACGGACGCACCAUGUUGUACCAGCUGACCAGCCAUUUCUCAAGAGGGAGCAAAAGAGACGUCGACCUGAGUGGAACAAUGGUGGAAAAGCCUUCUGUACCAGAGUACAAGGUGGCAGCAGUACAGAAGUCACGCUUCAUCCUGCUCCACUACAGCGUCUCAAAGGCCCUUUGGGACUGGCUCAUCCUGCUGGCCACCUUCUAUGUGGCUGUCACCGUACCCUAUAAUGUCAGCUUCUCUCCCCACGAUGACUCCAUCCCUGCUUCUCGCUCCACCAUCGUCAGUGACAUCUUAGUGGAAAUGCUGUUCAUUAUUGACAUCAUCCUGAACUUUCGCACCACCUAUGUGAGCCAGUCGGGUCAGGUGGAGUAUGAGGCGCGCUCCAUUUACAUUCACUACGUCACCACUUGGUUCUUUGUGGACCUGGUGGCUGCCUUGCCCUUUGACUUACUCUAUGCCUUCAACAUCACAGUGACCUCCUUAGUCCACCUGCUGAAGACGGUCCGCCUUCUGCGUCUCCUAAGACUUCUUCAGAAGCUCGACCGUUACUCUCAGUACAGCGCCAUGGUGCUGACCUUACUCAUGUCUGUGUUCGCCCUGCUGGCGCACUGGAUGGCCUGCAUUUGGUACAUGAUCGGUCGCAAAGAAAUAGAAACCAACGAAACCUGGGAUAUAGGAUGGCUCCAUGAGCUGGGCAAACGUCUGGAGACUCCGUACAUCAACAGCACGGUGGGCGGCCCGACGGUCCGCAGCUCCUACAUCGCUGCUCUCUACUUCACCCUCAGCAGCCUGACCAGUGUGGGCUUCGGCAACGUCUGUGCCAACACUGACGCUGAGAAGAUCUUCUCCAUCUGCACCAUGCUUAUCGGAGCUCUGAUGCACGCUGUCGUCUUCGGUAAUGUGACGGCCAUCAUCCAGCGCAUGUACUCACGCCGUUCUCUCUACCACACGCGCAUGAACGACCUGAAGGACUUCAUCCGCGUUCACGGUCUGCCCCAGCAGCUUAAGCAGCGGAUGCUGGAGUACUUCCAGACAACAUGGUCUGUCAACAACGGCAUAGAUGCCAACGAGCUCCUGCACGACUUCCCAGAUGAGCUCCGGGCCGACAUCGCCAUGCAUUUGAAUAAGGACAUCCUUCAGCUGCCAGUUUUCAAGGGGGCCAGCCGCGGCUGCCUGCGCUCCCUCUCCCUCCACAUUAAGACUUCUUUCUGUGUACCUGGGGAGUACCUGAUCCGUCAGGGUGAUGCUUUGCAUGCCAACUACUUUGUCUGCUCUGGUUCCCUGGAGGUGCUGAAGGACAGCAUGGUGCUGGCUAUAUUAGGAAAGGGGGACUUAAUCGGGUCCGAUCUGCCUGGAACCGAGCAGGUGAUAAAGACAAAUGCGGAUGUGAAGGCGCUCACCUACUGCGAUCUCCAGUACAUUAGUGUGCGCGGUCUGAGAGAGGUGCUGGAACUGUACCCUGAGUAUGCCAGCGUCUUCUCCACCGACAUCCACAACAACCUCACCUACAACCUACGUGAAGGGAGCCAGGACGAGGGCUUCAGACGAUUUUGCAAGUCGCCCAGACUUCCCCACCAGUCACCAAAGCUCCCCUCUAUUGUGGAGACAAAGACCGACGACCCCGAUGACACCUUCCACCUCUCUCCGGCCACGCGCUCCCGACGCAAUCUCCUGCUGCCCAAUUUCACCAGCCCAGUGCGCCGUACGUCCCUGGGAAACCUGUUAGGGGACGAGCUGCGACAGUUCAAUGCCUUGCGACGCUGCCGUUCACCAAACCUCAGUCGAGGUUUCCUUGGACAAAGCUUAUCCCCUCAGCCACCAUCAAAGAAAGAGCACAGCACUCCCCAAUCCACUCCAACUCAGGCCUCAGCCAAAGGAGAUUUGGGAGCCGAACAGAAACCCGCAAAGUUGCUCAUCCCGUCGGUCGCAUGCUUUCCACCACCGGACCUCAGUCCCAGGGUUGUAGAUGGCAUCGAAGACAACGGGCACACGUUCCACUUCACCGUGGAGCACAGCAAGCCUAGCUCCAGAACAGGUGGCAUCACCCAAGAAACCACACAAACAAAUGCCACUCUGCUGCAGGAAACAGAGGAGGUCAAGGAAAGCAUGGCUCAGCUAAAUCUUAAGGUGGGAUCAUUAAACCAAGAAGUAUCAGAAAUCACCAAGAGCCUUCACCACAUGAUGCAUCUCCUCCAGGCUCACAUAUCUGUAAACCACCACCAAAAAACCUCCUUCCUUUCAAGUCCUCCGUCCGUUCACACGAUGGGCUCCAACAGCUCUUCGGCUUACUGCCUUUACACCAGUCCCCAGAGUCUCAAAGCCCUCGGCCACCAAAGUGCACCAGCCGACGCCCGCCGGAGCUGCAGCGAAACAGCUUGGUCCCACAAAGAAAGCCACCAGUCUCCCAUCCCACUCGCUAGUGCUCGUCUGCAACUUUCAGUAAACUCUUCAUCUAAGCCAGGUCCGUAUCAUAGCACUGAGAACAUGACUUCGCCGGUAUGGACCAGCCCAUCUUUUCUGCACGUCAGUCCAGGCUACGUCUGUGGAAGCCCUGACCUGGCACGUCAUGCAAACCGGGACGAGUCCAGACCUCUCGGUGCUGGUCCGACCUCCAUCAGCCAGUCCCAUCCUACUUUAUGUAUUAAGCCCUCAAGUGACAGUGAGUUUUCCAGCGUUUUGUCCAGCGCUCCUGCAGGUACGUCCACGCAAAGCCUGCUGGACCCCGUAUCUCAAACCUCCAGCGAGGCUCUGGGUGGCAAUCCCACGCAGGACGCGGCGAUCUUCCAGAUCCAUGACUCACAUUCCUCCCUCCCCCCCGCCUCCUCCUCCUCAACACCCGCGUUGCCCGGCCAGCCGUCCGUCUCCUCUCUGGAUUCAGGUUCACCACAGCUGGAUGUUUUAGCGCCCCGUCUCACACUGGGCAACCCCACGGCUUCAGAGCACACCAGUUUGGAGUGUCUGCUGGGCAACAGGGACUCGUUGGAAAGCAGGGACAGCGAGAGCAUUUCAUCACAAAGGUCCAGCAUCGGCGGACAAACUCAGAGCACCGAGCAGUCGUGGUGCCUGGACCUCACCGACUGAAGCGCGCACAUCUGAGAGUCUGGCUCAGCGACAUUGUCACGUUAUCGACGUGCAACUUCAUACAGUGUUUAAAAUUCCUCUAACAGAUGGUUAAUCUGUGCUUUUUGUUACCAUCCUAACUCUUGGGCUCCUGCUUUUGUCACAUUCUAUGCAACAGCAUGUUUUUGUGCAUUAUAUUGGCUUUACUGAAGUGUGUCUUUAAGAAAAGCUCCACCACAGGAGCUGCAGUACAUGUUGUAUAUUUUUCCAGCAUCCACGAACAUUUUGCCAUCUAUGAAACCUGUUACCUCUCUUGCAUGGUAAAAAGUUGUUUAUUCUUUUUCCUAAGGAAAAGUGUGUAAGCAUUCUACAUUUCUACAUUUAUUAUUGAUUGUGUACACAAAUACUGUAUUUCUACAGGGAGUGAGUCCAAGCUGUUGGGUAUUUUCAUGUAGAGAGGAACUACAAUGGCAUGCCUCAGUUUGCAUGUGCACAGCAUAGAUUAUCUGUUGUUUUUAUUCAAAGACUUUCUUAAAUUUAACCAUUUAAUCACAAUAUUUCAGACCGCUGUAUGUCCAAACUCUACAAAUCACUUAAGCACAUAACUUUCACUUUUUAUGCAUUGCAAAUUAUCUGGAAAAUUAAAUACAAAUAAUCCAAUUUUUUUUUUGCUUCACCAUCAAAUGAAAUACAUUGUUGAACAUUUUACUUAACCAGAUUUUCUUUAGUAAGCAUCUGAAGUUUGCUGAUAAAUAAAAAAAUAAAUAUCCACAUUCAAUUAAAAAACGUAUUAAUUUCCCAAACGCAAAUGACUCAGAUUGAAACGCAAAUGUUACACAUUAUUAAGUGUGUUCAGGAAUUUUCUUUCUGAACAGAUUUUCCUUGGUUGUCAAAAUUAAAAAAAAUCAGACAAUAUACUGUUUA